Messenger RNA from Magnolia sinica, 1883 nucleotides. RefSeq lists its product as uncharacterized. The record is from RefSeq and is a predicted model, not a curated record. NCBI's taxonomy places the organism in Eukaryota, Viridiplantae, Streptophyta, Magnoliopsida, Magnoliales, Magnoliaceae. The transcript is spliced from 2 exons. Gene Ontology annotation, cellular component: membrane. The coding region runs from base 96 to 1883 and encodes 595 amino acids.
GGCGGCCGUUGUUGGCACGUGCGGCGAUUGUGGCAAUUAGCUUCUGACCGUCCAUCACAAUCCUACCCACUGCUGCCUCCCUUCAUUUCUCAGCCAUGAUCAGCAGUAUCCAUGCAGUGAGCAUGUUGGGUCCCACCCUGCAGGUUCUUCGCGGUCGUUGGUUCAUGGUCUUCGCGUCGUUCCUGAUCAUGUCGGGGGCGGGAGCCACCUACAUCUACGGCAUCUACUCCAGCGACAUAAAAUCAUCAAUGUCCUACGACCAGCAGACGCUCAACACCAUCGGAUUCUUCAAAGACCUCGGCGCCAACAUCGGCAUCCUCUCCGGCCUAAUCAACGAGGUGACUGCGCCAUGGGUCGUCCUCGCCAUCGGCUCUGCAAUGAACUUCUCCGGCUACCUAAUGGUCUGGCUCGCCGUCACGGGCCGAAUCGCCCGACCCAAGGUCUGGCAGAUGUGCCUCUACAUCUGCAUUGGCGCCAAUUCCCAGACCUUCGCCAACACUGGCGCACUCGUCCCCUGCGUCAAGAACUUCCCGGAGAGCCGUGGCAUCAUGUUGGGCCUUCUCAAGGGCUAUGUCGGGCUCAGCGGGGCCAUUUUCACCCAACUCUAUCUUGCAUUCUACGGCCACCAUUCCAAAUCACUGAUCCUACUCAUUGGGUGGCUCCCAUCCGCACUCUCGAUCAUCUUUCUCGGCACAAUUCGGAUAAUCAAACCCAUCCGUCAGCUGAAUGAGCUCAAGAUAUUCUACUCUUUUCUUUACAUUGCACUAGCUCUAGCUGGAUAUCUUAUGCUUAUAAUCAUCGUCGAGAAGCAGACCAGCUUCUCCGCUACUGAGUAUGGUAGCAGUGCUGCUGUCCUUCUGUUCUUGCUCUUCCUCCCUCUCGCUAUCGUCGUGAGAGAAGAGCUUUCGAUACAGAAGCUCAAAAACCAAUCUACGAUAUCCAUCUCCAUGCAGGAAAAACCAUCUGUAUCAGCAAUUAAUGCACCACCCCUCCCACCAAUUCCUUCCUCUCCACAACAGCAACCGCCAACUAAGCGAACAUCAAUCUCCCGCAUUGCAGAUAUCUUUAAGUCACCAAAGAGAGGCGAGGACUACACCAUCCUGCAGGCGCUCGUGAGCAUCGACAUGUUAAUCAUCUUCAUCACGAUUGUUUGUGGCAUUGGCGGCACUCUAACAGCGAUAGACAACAUGGGUCAGAUCGGCGAGUCGUUAGGCUACCCUCGUCACACGAUCAGCACCUUUGUAUCGCUAAUAAGCAUAUGGAAUUUCAGCGGGAGGGUGGCAGCCGGCUUCUUCUCUGAAAUCCUCCUCUCUAAGCACAGGUUCCCUCGACCGUUGAUGCUUACGUGGGUCCUACUCCUCUCUUGUGUGGGCCACAUCCUGAUUGCAUUCCCCGCACCUGGGUCCCUCUACAUAGCAUCGGUGAUCAUUGGAUUCUGCUUCGGAGCGCAGUGGUCGUUGGUCUAUGCUAUCAUUUCGGAAGUUUUUGGACUCAAGUACUAUGCUACAUUGUACAAUUUUGGUGCUGUUGCUAGUCCGGUUGGAUCUUAUAUACUCAACGUGAAGGUGGCGGGACGACUUUACGAUCGGGAGGCGUUGAAGCAGCUGGCGGUUGUGGGUGGUGCCGUUACGGGCAACUUGAGUUGUAUCGGGCAUAAGUGUUACCAAUUAUCGUUUAUCAUCAUCACGGCUGUGACGUUCAUUGGAACGUUGGUUUCAGUUAUGCUUGUGAUCAGAACAAGGAAAUUCUAUAAGAGUGAUAUAUACUCUAGAUUCCGAGAGGUGGGUCAGAUGGGAACGGGUGAGAUGUGUGUCGGCCGAAAUGCGAAAGAUGGUGGAGAGAUGGAUGAGGAGAUAGUGUCCUCCACAGGUGUUGUUACUUAG